Lampris incognitus (smalleye Pacific opah) is the source of this 7003-nucleotide messenger RNA. RefSeq names its product integrin, beta 4 (gene itgb4). The transcript is spliced from 42 exons. The record is from RefSeq and is a predicted model, not a curated record. Gene Ontology annotation, molecular function: integrin binding. Gene Ontology annotation, biological process: integrin-mediated signaling pathway; cell-matrix adhesion; cell migration. Gene Ontology annotation, cellular component: focal adhesion; cell surface; membrane. Bases 311 to 6232 code for a protein of 1973 amino acids. Lineage: Eukaryota; Metazoa; Chordata; Actinopteri; Lampriformes; Lampridae.
AUUUGCCUGGACCGAAAGGGAAGGAAGAAGGAGAGAUAUAAAGAGAGAGAGAGAGAGAGGGGGAGAGAGAGAGAGAGAAGUGAGUUACUUCCCGCUGCUUUGGCAUACCCCCAGAUCCUUGGGAAUUUGGAAUUUGGACUUUGAACGACAGAAAGAAAGAAGCGGUGUCAUUUCACCCCACCAGGCGGAUACUAACCUCGCGGACACCCGGGGAGUGAAGUAAGAGGGGAGGAUUAGGCGGUUUCCUUACUGUAAUUGUUGGACUUUUGGACUUUGAGGAUUUGAGCACAAGCACAGCAAGAGGAAGGAGAUGGGGAGAUGGACACUGCAUCUCUCUGCGGGGCUGGGCCUUCUGGCGGUCCUACUCACCAGCUGUUAUGCCGAGAAUGUAAACUACUGCCUGGAAGCCAGGUCAGGCACCUGCUCAGAGUGCAUCCAGGCUUGGACAGGCUGCGCCUACUGCCCGGACGAGAUGUAUAAAGGCCCGCGGUGUGACCUGUUCGAGAACAUCAUUGCCCAGGGCUGCAGUACAAGCACAGUAAUUACGGCUCAGAGCAGCAUGAAAAUAGAGCGUAAAGAGCAGAUUAACGCUAAACUGCAGAAGUCCCAGGUCUACCCUCAGCUGAUGAGCAUGUCCUUCCUCCCCGGAGAGGAGAAGGUGGUGAAUAUGGAGGCCUUCGCUCCGAUCAAAGGUCCCCUGGACCUCUACAUCCUCAUGGACUUCUCCAACUCCAUGGCCGACGACUUGGACAACCUCAAGAAAAUGGGCAAGCAGCUGGCCACAUUGGUGGAGAAGCUGUCAGAAGACUACACCAUCGGCUUUGGAAAGUUUGUGGACAAAGUGGUGGAGCCGCAGACCGACAUGAGACCCAUCAAACUUGCCCAGCCGUGGCCCAACAGCGACCCUCCAUUCUCCUUCAAAAAUGUCAUCAAGCUGACCAGUGACUUAGAUUUCUUCACCAGCAAGCUUCAGAAUGAGAGAAUAUCUGGCAACCUGGAUGCCCCUGAAGGAGGAUUUGAUGCCAUACUCCAGGCAGCUGUCUGUGGGGAUAAGAUCGGCUGGCGCAACCACAGCACGCACCUCUUGGUCUUCUCCACCGAGUCCGCCUUCCACUACGAGGCGGACGGCACCAACGUGCUGUCGGGUAUCCUGCCGCGCAACGACGAGCAAUGCCAUCUGGACUCAACGGACAAGUACACAGAGGACACCAGCCAGGACUACCCCUCGGUGCCCACCCUGGUCCGUCUGCUGGGCAAGCACAAUAUCAUCCCCAUCUUUGCCAUCACCAACCACUCCUAUACAUACUAUCAGAAACUCUACAAGUAUUUCCCAAUUGCCGAGUUGGGUAAGCUGCAAGAAGACUCAUCUAACAUCCUCAACAUCAUGGAGAAUGCCUUUGAGAGUAUCCGGUCUAAGAUGAGCAUCCACACAGAGGACAGACCCAAAGCUAUCAGCACUCAGUUCUCCUCUACCAGUGGAGAAGUUAAGGAGUACGGGGAAUUUCAAGUCAAGCCAGGGGAAAUUGGCAAGUUCAAGGUGCGGUUAAGAGCUGAUCGGAUGGUGGAGGAGCAGCAUAUUUGUAAAAUGAAUCCGGAUGACAGAGAGGGCACAAUGAAAAUCAAACCCACAACGUUCAACAAUGGCCUCCAAGUGAAGGCUGAGGUUCUGUGUCCGACUUGCUCCUGUGAAAAGAGUUCUUCUCCCAAAGCAGUUCGGUGCAGCGGCAACGGAGACCUGGUCUGUGGGAAAUGUCAGUGCUAUGAAGGCUGGCUGGGUCCAUUCUGUAACUGCUCGUUGAGCAUAUCCAGUCGGGACACAGCCCUGUGUAAGGGUCCGGGCAUGGCAGAGCCCUGCUUCGGCCGUGGAGAUUGCCAGUGCGGGACAUGUAUCUGUGACAACCCAGACCAAUACGAAGGACCCUUCUGCCAGUAUGACAAGACCCAGUGUCAGAGAUAUGGAGGCCUUCUCUGCAACGACCGCGGCUUCUGCGUUAUGGGCCAGUGUGCGUGCUCUGAAGGCUGGGAGGGCUCGGCUUGCGAGUGUGCCAAAAGCAACGAGACUUGUUUGAACAGCGAAGGGAUUAUCUGCAGCGGGCGAGGUCAGUGCAAAUGCGGACUCUGUGAAUGUCAGGAUAUCGGUAUGCCGCUCACUCCAAACUGUGAGGCCAAUUUCCAGGCUCAGUUCGGGAUGUGUGAGGCCAAGAGGAGCUGUGUCCAGUGCGGGGCCUGGGGGACAGGAGAGAAGAAGGACGAGUGUGAGAAGUGUAGCUUUAAACCCGUUCUGGUGGACAAGCUCAAGGACGCGGGCAAGGUGAUUGAGUCGUGCAGCUUCCGCGAUGAGGAGGACGACUGCACCUACUACUACACUGUGGAUUACCCCGAGGACAGCGCCGCCAAGGAACUGGAGGUUCAGGUGCUCCGUAAGAAAGACUGUCCCCCCGGUGGCUUCCUGUGGCUCAUCCCUCUCAUCAUGUUCCUCAUGUUGCUGCUGGGGCUGCUGCUGCUCUGUUGCUGGAAAUACUGCGCCUGCUGCAAGGCAUGUCUGGCCCUGCUGCCCUGCUGUAGAAAAGGCCGUAUGGUCGGGUUUAAGGAGGAUAAGUACAUGCUCCGCCAGUCUCUGCUCACCUCAGACCAUCUGGACACACCCAUGGCGAGGACUGGCCCGCCCAAAGGCACCGACGUGGUCCGCUGGAAGAUCACUGACAACGUCCACCGAGGUCCCAGUCACCCCCAGGCUCAGAUCCAGCCCAACCCCAAAGAGACCAUCCAGUUCCCCGUCUCCCUGCGAAUGAACCAGAAGUUCUCAGAAAACCUAACCCGCCUUGAAUCUAGAGACACAGAAGUACUCCGCAAGGAUGUGGCAGACAAUUUAAAUGAGGUGUACAAGCAGAUUCCCGGGGCUCAGAAAGUGCAGAGCACCACAUUCAGAAUGCAAAGAAACGCCGGGAAAAGGCAGGACUUCACCAUUGUGGACACCGUGCUGUCUGCUCCUCGUUCCGCCUACCCUGAUAUUGUAAAGCUGACCGAGAAAAACGUCCAGUCCGGAAACUUCCACAACCUCAAAGUGAUACCUGGCUACUACACUGUGGCCACAGACAGAGAGGCCGCGGGCGCCGUGGAGUUCCAGGAGGGGGUGGAGUCAGUUGACGUGCACGUGCCGCUCUUCGUCAAGGAGGAAGACGACGACGAGAAGCAGCUGCAGGUGGAGGCCGUGGACGUGCCGCUGGGUAUCGCCGAGAUCGGGAAACGUUUUGUCAACAUCACCAUAAUCAAAGAGCACGCCAAGAGCUUGUUCUCGUUCCUCCAGCCGGCCUACACCUACAGCAGGCAGGACGGCGUGGCCAACAUCCCCAUCAGCAGAGAGAUCAUAGAAGACGGACGCACACAAGUCACCUACCGCUCACGGGACCUCACAGCUAAGGACAAGAAGGACUAUAUUACAGUGGAAGGAGACAUGACUUAUGGCCCUGGAGAAACCCAGAAGGUAGUGCCGGUUCGUCUGCUAGAGCUUGGGGAGAAAGAUGGCCUCCUGGAGGAAAAACAAGUGAAGCAGUUUGUCAUGGACCUCAGCAAUCCACAGAAUGGUGCCAAACUGGGACGCUACCCCAGAACCACUAUCACCAUCGCAGACCAGCCAGAGCCCAGCGUGAUGAUGUUCAAGAAGGGCACUCAGAAUUUCACUACAUCUGACCCAACCUACACGAUCCCCGUGGUCCGCACACGGAACCAGGACAGCCCCGCCACAGUCAAGUGGCGAACCAAGAAGGCCCGACACUUUGAGCUCUCUGGGCCUCUCAAAUUCGGUCCCGGGGAGUCUGAGAAGAAUAUAGUUAUUGACCCGCGGGGUCAUCCUGGCCCCAUCCAACCCGAAACCUUCCAGAUCGAGCUGUUUGACCCGAGUGGCAACGCUGCUGUAGGGGAACGCAAGACGACCCUGGUCAAUGUCACUGAUGGAGCUGGUCCCAGGUCUCCAGAAUUUGCACAGUUGAAUCAGCAUUGCUCCUCUGCCGAGGAUCGUCUCUUUUGUCCACUGAAUCCCGAGGCCACUGCCACCGGCCCCAAGAGCAUUCGCCUCAACUGGGACCCACCCUCUGGGAACCCCAUGGGGUACACGGUGAAAUAUUGGAUCUAUGGGGAUCCAGAGAAAGAUGCCCGGGUCUUGGACGUGAAGACCACUCAUGCUGAGUUGACCAACUUGUACCCCUAUUGUGACUAUGAGAUGCGUGUGUGUGCAUAUAAUAAUCUGGGCGAUGGCCCUGAUACCAACAUCAUCACCUGUCAGACUCUGGAGGAUGUGCCUGGCGAACCCGGCCGUCUGGCCUUCAACGUCAUCAGCCCGACAGUCACUCAGGUCAGCUGGGCGGAGCCUGCGGAGAUCAAUGGCGUCAUCACAGCCUACGAGGUCAUCUACACGCCCAUCGAUGAUGACAUGAAGCCUGUGGGAGCAGCGAAGAAGGUGAAGAUAGACAAUCCUAAAAAGCGUAUGUUGCUCAUCGAGAACCUCCAGAAUGCACAGACCUACCAGUACAAGGUGCGGGCCAAGAACAGCGUGGGCUGGGGUCCCUUCAGAGAUGCCACCAUCAACCUGGCCUCGCAGCCUGCCAGACCCCUCUCUAUUCCCAUCAUCCCAGACAUCCCCAUUGUGGAUGCGGAGGCGGGAGACGAGUACGACAGCUAUCUGAUGUACAGCAGUGAGGUGCUGAAAUCUCCUUCGGGCUCCAAGACCCCCAGCGUCUCUGGAGAUGAUCAGAUCAUGAAUGGGAAGUGGGACCACAAUUUCCUGUUCCCGGGGAGCUCCACCUCUCGAAACUUGUCGACGUCGUCCUCCCCUAUGUCCACCCUUAACUCCACCUACCGGGGGGCAGGGGGCUCCAUGACCACUAUGGAGACCACCACCUACAUGUCAGGACAAGGAAACUCUCUCUCUCGCAGACAGGACAGGAUGAUCGGUGGCGGUAUGAUGGAGGGCGGCAUGAUUGGUGGAGGAGUCCACACAAGGGAGGUGGUCAUGAGGAAGCGCUCGGAGAACAGGGGCUACAUGGAUGAAAACAUCCGGGACUCCAUUGUCAUGGGGGACGUGUCCAGCAAGUUUACCGACCUGGCGCUCGCAGGUGGGUUUGGCUACAGCGCGACUGAGAGCGGCAGCUCUCAGAGCCAGUUCGGCAGCUCUCAGAGCCAGUUCGGCAGCUCUCAGAGCCAGUUCGGCAGCUCUCAGAGCCAGUUCGGCUACAGCCUGUCUCAGGGUUUGAGGGCCCGGACCCACUCUUCAGAGGUCAACGAUGCCUUGUUUAACCUUGACCGGGUGCUCCAGGACACAAGGCUCUCCCCGGGCGUCCCAGACACCCCCACCAGGCUGGUGUUUUCUGCCCUGGGCCCCAUGGCCCUCAAGGUCAGCUGGCAGGAGCCGCACUGUGAGAACGACAUCCUGGGCUACUGCGUCCUAUACCAGCUGCUCAACGGAGGUGAGGUAAAGCGUAUCAACGUGACCAGCCCUGCGGAGAACUCUGUGAUCGUGCAGGAUCUGCUUCCAAACCACUCCUAUCUCUUCAAGGUGAAGGCUCAGAGCCAGGAGGGCUGGGGCCCAGAGAGAGAGGGAGUCAUCACUAUAGAGUCAGCCGUCGACCCCAAGAGUCCCCUCAGCCCUAUGCCAGGGUCUCCAUUUACUCUUAGCACCCCAAGUGCCCCAGGGCCCCUUGUCUUCACAGCCCUGAGCCCAGACGCCCUGCAGCUCAGCUGGGAGGAACCUCGCAAACCCAACGGAGACAUCCUGGGCUACGUGGUCACCUGUGAACAGCUGCACGGCGGCGGAGAUGUGCGUUCCUUCCAGGUGAAUGGGGAUAGCAGCGAGACCAGUCUGACCGUCUCGGACCUGAGUGAGAACGUGCCUUACAAGUUCAAAGUUCAGGCGAGGACCACCCAGGGCUUCGGUCCUGAGAGGGAGGGCAUCAUCACCAUCGAGUCUCAGGAUGGCGGGGCUUUGUCUCAGUACAACAGCCAAUCGAUGACGAGGAGAGACGUUUUCCACCUGCCAACGGAGGUCACCACUCGGACUAAUGUCUCCAACACAAUGUUCAAUGACCCCUACUUCUCAGCGGACGGGAUGAUGAUGACCACACAGCACACAGAGACCAGUGGCAUGGUGACGCGUCACGUUACGAAGGAGGUGGUUCAGAGGAGCAUCGUGGGAGGGACUUCCAUCACGAAGAAGAUCGAGAAUUUCUACGAAUCCUAAUGCGUUGCGUGUCUUAUCCAUUUCCGAUACAACCUAAGCGGGUUCAAAUCCUUUUGAGAGUUUCUGAUAAGGGGAAUUUGCAUCACAGUGUAUACACAUGAAUGAAUCGUGUGUGUUUUCACGCAAGUCUAUGUGAGAUUCUGCUAUGUAAAAGAUAUCUGCCCCCAACCCCUGUUGAGAUAUAUACACACAGAUAUAUAUAAAAACACUGGGAGGAAGACUGUCGGAGGGGCCCGGCGCUCAAGUCUGUUACACACUGUGGCCCAUAUCUAAACAUGCGGUUCAUUUCAGCACUCACGUUCCUUUUAUUCCUGAUAUUAAUCUGCCGCUUCUGUCGUAUCGCAAUCUGAAGUUCCUCCGCAGUACGCAAAAUCUGUUGGCGCACCUCUCCGCUCAUACUGUUGGUUUAUAUCUGAUAACACACGCUGAGCUUUUUAAAUCGGGCCAGCCCGGUAAUCUGACCCUGGAUCGGUAAUCCCACAUGACCUCUGCCUUCACGGCCGCCUGUACGGGUUAGGCAGGGCUGUGCUGCGCGGUAAAACCACCCAAAUGACACUAGCUGUGUGAAUGAAAUAGGUUGGUGAUGAGAAAAAAAAGGGAAUUAGGCAGCUCAGACUUUGUAUGAUGCAGCCAUUAGACACACAUAACACGACUUUCCAGCCAAUGAACCAGCGGUGUUACUCCGAAACGGCUAUCCAGUGGCGACUGCUGAACAGCUGCGUCCAUUGUUAUCGUCCAAGUAGCUGUAUCCCUAAGUGACCAAGGGUGAAC